Messenger RNA from Panicum virgatum (switchgrass), 1361 nucleotides. RefSeq lists its product as uncharacterized. NCBI's taxonomy places the organism in Eukaryota, Viridiplantae, Streptophyta, Magnoliopsida, Poales, Poaceae. The coding region runs from base 415 to 1146 and encodes 243 amino acids. The transcript is spliced from 4 exons. The record is from RefSeq and is a predicted model, not a curated record.
GGUUAGGUGUACUGGAUGAGGAGGUGACCCCGGUGUCAGUAUGCAUGUUUACGUACGGCACACUAUGACACCAGUGUUAACGUAUUCCGUUGGACAACUGGCUCAUUGUUGGACCCGAGAAGAGUUAAAAUUUCUUGGUUUUGGUCGUCAUCCCUCCGCCAAAUACCUCGCCGCAGCGCAAGCCCAGGGCCGGUUCUAUUUCUAUAUAAUGGUGCUAGUCCACCCCCCCCCCCCCCACCCCUGUCCCGUUUUUGCUUCCUCGUAGGCAGCAAGGCAUCAGGGCCUCCUCCCUGCCUGAGCCUGACUUCCUGCUCGAUCGUCCGGGUUCGGUUCUUGGUUGCGGCGUUGCGCCGACGAGGUAUUCGAUCAAUUGUCUGCCUGGUGCCACGUGCUCCCCGGCUGCGGUCCACCGAGAUGGAGGGCAAGAUGCCAGCGGCCGGCCCGUCCCCAGCGUCGGCGGAGAGGAGGAGGGCGGCGCCCUAUGACGACGACGACGACGCUCGAGACGGCGAGAACGCCAUGCGGGACGCGGUGGUGCCGCCGCAAGAAGAGGAACCGGACCACCAGGUUCCGGGCCGCAGCAACGGCGGCGUCGACGGCCUCGGGACUUGGCCGGUUCGUCAGGACUCGAUCCCUCUGCAGAACAAGAACCAAGCCACGCACGGCGUGAGCGACGUUAGUGAGGAGGUGGCGCCGCCGCAAGCAGAGCAACUGGUGCUGGGGCAUGGCAAUGGCGGCGAGAGCGGCAUCAGCAUCCCACAGCAGCCGCAGACCAGAUACUACUUGGUGCCUGACGAGGACUUCCAUCAGGGCUGGAACAAGCUGGUGGAUGUGACCUGCGAGAACGUGGAACUGCGAAGCCAGCUCGCGGCUUCCCAGGAGAAACACGCGAGCCUCCGCGAGGAGCUCCGGCAGGCGAAGGAGUGGGCUCUCACAUCGCAGGCUGCUGUGGCGCUCGUCCUGUUGGCGCCCCUCAGUGAGCGACGCCGCGCUGGCCUGGAUGAGGAGGUGACCCCGGUGUGCCUGCUCUGCCGGCUCAGCCCGGCGACCGUGGUGCUCCGGCCGUGCGAGCACAGCUGCCUGUGCAGGCCCUGCUCGAUGGCCCGCCGCAUGUGCCCGUACUGCCAUGCUUCGACUACCAAUUGAUCGAUCUCUGGUCUAGUUGGACUCUGAUUUCGUUGUGUAAGGCUGUAAGCUGAUUAGGCUCAUGGAUUAUUCCUAUAUUUUCAGUGCUUCUUUGACAGUGCUGGAAUGUUUGGUCUGAUUGUUACCUGGGCUUCAAUAUAAUUGUAUUCAGAAAGCAUGCAUACCAUUGGCAUGCUCAAUGCUGAAAUGUUUGGUCUGAUUUUUACCCGGUCUUG